Messenger RNA from Phragmites australis (common reed), 1542 nucleotides. Its product is annotated as premnaspirodiene oxygenase-like. Bases 1 to 1515 code for a protein of 504 amino acids. NCBI's taxonomy places the organism in Eukaryota, Viridiplantae, Streptophyta, Magnoliopsida, Poales, Poaceae. The transcript has 3 exons. The record is from RefSeq and is a predicted model, not a curated record. Gene Ontology annotation, molecular function: oxidoreductase activity, acting on paired donors, with incorporation or reduction of molecular oxygen; monooxygenase activity; heme binding.
AUGGACGAAGAUGUUCUGUAUCUGUGCUCUGCUCUGAUCGUGUCUCUAUUGGCCAUUGCAUUCGUUCAGCUCCUGAAGCCGUCGUCUCCACUGCUGCCGCCAGGACCGCGUAACUUCCCGGUGAUCGGGAGCGCGCACCGGCUGGUGAACAAGCUGCCGCACCGGGCACUGCGCGACUUGGCCAACUUGCAUGGCCCGCUGGUGUACCUCCGCGUUGGGCAGGUGCCUGUGGUGGUGGUAACGUCCAAGGAGCUCGCCCGCGAAGUGCUCAAGACACACGACGCCAACUUUGCCACCCGGCCAAAGCUCAUGGCCGGCGGCAUCGUGGCCUACAACUGGGCGGACCUCCUCUUCUCCCCCACCGGCGACUACUGGCGGAAGCUCCGCAAGCUCUGCGUCCAGGAGAUCCUCAGCAACGACCGCAUCCUCUCCUACCAACACAUCAGGGAGGACGAGGUGCUGAACCUCAUCCACGAGAUCCGUGCGGCCGGGCCAUCGACGCCGGUGGACCUCACCUCAAAACUCCACAGGAUAACAAACAGCAUUGUCUCCCGGGCAGCGUUCAGUAUAAAAAGCAGCAAAGCUGACGACUUUCUGGCAGCCAUCAAGCAGAGCUUCAUCUUUUGUACCGGCUUCCAGCUCCCGGACCUAUUCCCUAGCUUCACCGGGAUCCUCAGCGUGCUCACCGGUAUGGGGAGGAAGCUCCAAAACAUUCAUGAAACCAUCGACAACAUCCUCGAGGAGAUCAUCAGCGAGAGGGAAGAAAUUCUCAAGAAUGGCAAGAUUGAUCAGGCGACCACAACGGAAAAAAAUCUGGUGGAUGUUCUCCUGAGCCUCCAGGGGAACGGGGACUUUGGCUUCCCGAUUACCCGCAGCACAAUCAAAGCAAUUAUCUUGGAUAUGUUUGCUGGUGGGACCGACACAUCCGGAUCUGCCAUGGAAUGGGUGAUGUCAGAGCUCAUGAUGAAUCCUAAGGUGAUGACGAAGCUGCAGGCCGAGAUUAGAGGGGCGUUCCACGGUAAACAAAUCAUCACUGAAACUGAUCUUCGGGCAAGUGGACUCAAAUACCUAAAUUUUGUGAUAAAGGAAACGCUCAGGCUACACCCUCCGGGUCCAAUUCUAGUCCCUCGAGAAAGCAUCGAAGCUUGCGAGAUAAAUGGAUACAUGAUACAAGCAAAAACAAGAGUCAUUAUAAAUUCCUGGGCCAUCUCGAGGGACCCACAGUACUGGGAAGAUGCUGAGAAGUUCAAGCCAGAGAGGUUCGAAGGUGGUUCCAUCGAUUUCUUUGGAAGCAAUUACGAGUACACACCGUUUGGGUCAGGAAGGAGGAUGUGCCCUGGGUAUAACUAUGGCUUGGCUAGCAUGGAGCUGACUUUGGCGCAACUCUUGCACUCGUUUGACUGGAGCCUUCCAGAUGGAAUCAAUGAAAUCGAUAUGAGUGAGACCGUGAGUUUGAGUUUGCGUAGGAAGACACAUCUUUUGCUGCGCGCAGUCCCUUAUGCAUUUGCUUCCUAAGGGAGACAUACAAUCUCAAUGAACGAA